Messenger RNA from Penicillium griseofulvum, 1335 nucleotides. RefSeq lists its product as uncharacterized. NCBI's taxonomy places the organism in Eukaryota, Fungi, Ascomycota, Eurotiomycetes, Eurotiales, Aspergillaceae. The record is from RefSeq and is a predicted model, not a curated record. Bases 1 to 1335 code for a protein of 444 amino acids. The transcript has 2 exons.
AUGUCCAUUAUGUACAUUCCACAGAAACGUCAAAAUGAAAGCAACAAGAAUAAUAUCUUUAUUAUUUGUGCCGUGAGCAUCAUAUUUGCGGUUGCAGUCGGUGUGGCCGCCUACUUCCUGUCCCGACAACUACGACAACGAAACUACGAACCGAAAUACCUUCCGGGGAAAUUCCUCAAGCGAAAAUGGAAACAAUGGGGCACAGGGAGUGCUUCAUACGGCGAGGUUCCAAAUCAAAGUGGUCAAGAUACCUCUUAUCGUGGAGCUACCGCAACACCAGAGAUGCAGACCAAUGAUGGCGUCCGCCGCGAUACCUCAAUCCGUUCUAUUAUGACCCUACCCCCCUAUUCCCUCAGCCCAAAGCCGACCGAACAAGUUAUCGCCCGGGAGGGUGAACGCGGUGGGAUGGAUAUGGUCCUGGAAUACCCCGAGACCGCAGAAGAAGAGGAGACUCGCCGUGAGGAACAAAUGGACUCGUUGUAUCAGAUCCGCCUGCAGCGCCGUCAACAACUAGCCGAUCGCGAGGCACGCCGUCGGGAACGAAGAGAAGCCCAGGCACGUGGGGAUGCCGCUCGUCUUGAACAGCUGAAUGCUGAAACUCGCGCUCGGACGCAACGUCGCCGUGCAGGAACCAACAGCGCUAUCGAUGUAAACGCAGUGCUAGCCGAGCAUCAAGCGAGAGAGCGGGAGCGACGCAUCGCUAGUGUUAGCUAUGCUGAAAUUGGACGUGUUCGCCAUGAUGGAUCACGGCUUCGAGCCGACUCGCACACUUCUUACUCGCAUGAUUCAGAUCGACGACCGCUGUUGCAAAGUGACGCUUCUAGCUCCAACGCGCCAUCCUUCGAACUAUCCAACGUCAACUCUCGGGGCCACUCCUUCGCUUCGUCGAUUACGAGCGAUUCAAAUCUUGCUACCGAACUUGAUCCACUAUCUUUAACCCCAAGCACGACACACGGCUCGAGCCGACCAGUAUCACAAACCGAUGACGGAGACCUGGGGAUGCUCAACAUGCCUCCACCUCCCGAUUACGAGCACCUGGACUGGGGUGAUGCCCCUGCGUACCAAAGUCCUAUUACGGAGCAGAAUGAACAGGCGCGACAGCUCCCAACUAUCAAUCGUUUGCCUUCGAUCCACGUCAAUUUACCCAGCCCCAUGACUGUGUCUCCCGUGACUCCGACUCAGUCACAAUUCCAGAGUACCAAUAAUGAUGAACCCCCAACCCCGACAGAUCCGACGUCGAGGAUACGAAUGGUGUCAGCGGAAUCGGCAACUACCACACGCGGUUCAGAACCCAGCCUCAAUGAGACAACCUCCACCUCUGAGAGCAACCAUUGA